Molecule: messenger RNA, 408 nt
Organism: Rotaria sp. Silwood2
Lineage: Eukaryota; Metazoa; Rotifera; Eurotatoria; Philodinida; Philodinidae
Source: the annotation of a GenBank genome assembly
AUGGCCAAACAUCUUAUUCAAAUAGCGAUUUUAGGUUCACAAGUUAUUGGUCGAGCAUUUACUCGUGCACUUCGUCAAGAACUUCAAUAUGCAAAAACUGCACAACAAAGUGGUAAAACAACAGCUAAAACUGCGCAAGCUGAUCGUGUCACUGGUAUAAGCCUUCAAGAAGCAAAACAAAUUCUUAAUAUUCAUGAUGAUGCAGAUCUAAAUGAUGUUGAAAAAAUAAAAAAACAGUAUGAACAUUUAUUUGAUCUCAAUGAUAAAACAAAAGGUGGUUCAUUUUAUUUACAAUCGAAAAUUUAUCGAGCAAAAGAACGUCUGGAUCAAGAACUGAAAGUAUCAUCAACGGAGAGUUCUAAUCGAAAUAAACAAAAAGAAGAUCCCAGUGAUUCGACUCCAAGUUAA